UCUCUGACGUCAGCUCACAGUCUCUUCCGGGUUUCUUCCUUCAGCUGGACGGCGGACGGUGACAGCGAGCUAACGAAGUGUAAAAGCCUUAUUUUUGCCAAAAUGAACCGAAUAUUUGGAAUGGGUAAAGCCAAAGUACCACCACCUAACCUUACGGACUGCAUAGGAGGCGUUGAUUCUCGUACGGAGUCCACUGACAAGAAGAUUGCCAAACUAGAUGCUGAAUUAGUGAAAUACAAGGACCAGAUGAAAAAGAUGAGAGAUGGGCCCUCAAAGAACAUGGUCAAGCAAAAGGCUCUGAGGGUUCUGAAGCAGAAGCGAAUGUAUGAGGGUCAGAGAGAUAACCUCAUGCAGCAGUCGUUCAACAUGGAACAAACCAACUACACAAUCCAGACUCUUAAAGACACUAAAACCACAGUUGACGCCAUGAAAAUCGGCCUCAAAGACAUGAAGAAGGCAUACAAACAUGUGAAAAUUGAUCAGAUUGAGGAUCUUCAAGAUGAGCUUGGGGACAUGAUGGAGGAUGCCAAUGACAUCCAGGAGGCGCUGGGCAGAAGCUAUGGUACACCUGAUGAUAUUGAUGAGGACGACUUGGAAGCAGAGUUGGAUGCUUUGGGAGACGAGCUCCUGAUGGAUGAGGACAGCUCCUACCUGGAUGAGGCUUCAUCAGCUCCUUCCAUCCCAGAAGGAAUGCCCGGCGACAAGUCGAUCAACAGGGAUGGUGUCCUGGUGGACGAGUUUGGCCUUCCUCAGAUUCCUGCUCAAUAAACGGAGCAAUCGGAACACUUGUGCUAGUUUUACAUGUAUCAUAGCCUUUUUCUAUUUAUCCAACACACUCCCAGCCUUCAGCCUCGCAGUGCAUCAUUGAAAACCAAAGCAUCUGUCCAACGAAUGCUUGAAACUAUAAUGUUAAAUCAGGCAUCUUUAAUUAAGUCGUAAUUCUAUGAGUGAGCUCAUAUCAUAUGUAUCUGAGGUGAUAGUUUGAAUUUUGAUUCUCUUAACUUUGUACAGUUUCUGCAGCAUUUGUUGCUAAGAACAAAAUAAAUUAUAUUUUUCAAAGACUA
Messenger RNA from Cottoperca gobio, 1064 nucleotides. It is a transcript of the gene chmp5b, whose product is annotated as charged multivesicular body protein 5b. Gene Ontology annotation, cellular component: multivesicular body. The transcript has 8 exons. Gene Ontology annotation, biological process: late endosome to vacuole transport via multivesicular body sorting pathway; vesicle budding from membrane. Bases 103 to 768 code for a protein of 221 amino acids. Lineage: Eukaryota; Metazoa; Chordata; Actinopteri; Perciformes; Bovichtidae. The record is from RefSeq and is a predicted model, not a curated record.